Molecule: messenger RNA, 1001 nt
Organism: Polistes dominula (European paper wasp)
Lineage: Eukaryota; Metazoa; Arthropoda; Insecta; Hymenoptera; Vespidae
Product: CD63 antigen
Cellular component (GO): plasma membrane
Source: RefSeq, a predicted model, not a curated record
GUAUUGUUAAACUAUUACAUGGUUUAAUUACUUCAGUGUAAGAUUCAUUUACAUUGAUAUAAGAUAUUUUUCUUGUGUAUUCAUAUAAAUAUAUAUAUACAUAUGUGUGUGUGUGGUACAUAGUUUUAAUAAGUUAUUAAAGUUCUUAUUCAAAGAAUUAUAUUCGAGUGAAGAAAUUAUUAUUGUCGUCAACGUGGCCAAAGAUGUUCGCGUCAUCAGGUAACAUCAUCGACACAAUGGCAUCGAUGAAAUUAUCGGCUAGUUCAAAAUGCGUCAAGUACCUUAUGUUUAUCUUCAAUUUAGCCUUUGUGAUGACAGGAAUAAUAUUCCUGAUAUUCGGUACGGCUAUUCAUGCAGUUUAUUACAAUUACAAUCACAUUCUUGACAAUAAAUAUUUGUCAGUACCAUCGUUGAUGAUAGCGAUCGGUAUUAUUAUCUUCUUCAUUGCUUUCUUCGGAUGCUGCGGUGCCGUGAGAGAAAAUUACUGCAUGUUGAUUACCUUCACGGCUCUAUUAAUAUUUAUUUUCAUACUCGAACUCUCUGCUGGAAUUGCUGGUUACGUUCUGAGAUCAGAUGCAGGUGAAAUUCUUGAAAAUAAGAUGAAAGCUACUAUACCGACGUAUAAAAACAGUACUGAGAUCACUCAAUUCUGGGAUGAAAUGCAACAAGAUUUCAAGUGUUGCGGUGUUAUAAACAGUACCGAUUGGAAGGCCAAAUUUCCAGAUGGCGAACUACCAAUGUCUUGUUGUUCUAAUAAGAUAGGACAAAUUGGUUCCAGUGCUUGUAACAUUACGGUGGACACUGUUUAUAAGCAAGGAUGUGAAUACACGUUUGGACAAUACAUCAAGGCACAUGCUGUACAGCUAGGUGGUGUUGGUCUUGGUAUCGCAAUUGUUCAGGCGGUAGGCAUAUGGUUCUCAAUCUAUCUGGCACGAUCUAUUAGAAAUAGUUACGAAAGUGUAUGAAGUAACAACAACAACAACAACAACAACAAAUAAAAA